Drosophila hydei is the source of this 1638-nucleotide messenger RNA. RefSeq names its product elongation factor Ts, mitochondrial (gene mEFTs). The coding region runs from base 579 to 1526 and encodes 315 amino acids. Lineage: Eukaryota; Metazoa; Arthropoda; Insecta; Diptera; Drosophilidae. Gene Ontology annotation, cellular component: mitochondrial matrix. Gene Ontology annotation, molecular function: protein binding; translation elongation factor activity. Gene Ontology annotation, biological process: mitochondrial translational elongation. The transcript has 3 exons. The record is from RefSeq and is a predicted model, not a curated record.
AAUAACUAGAAAGCACAAAAGUAGUUUUCUCAAUUAAUUUACUUUAAAUAAGUAUUACACAAGCAAAGAAUUUAACUUACGUUCAGUUAGUUAAUUGCAUGAGCACCACAGAUAGUAGGGCUAUCAAAUCGAUAGCCAAACAAAAAGCCGGUGCCCGAAAAAUGCACUAAAAAACACCACAUAAUACUAUAUCAAAAUUAAAUACAGGAAACAAAGUAUUGCACAAGCAAAACAACAUGCAAAGCAAUCAACUUGCAAUUAGUUUAAUAUAAUAGUUAAUUGUAAUAUUAAUAAUUGUUAACAAUCUCUUUUCACUGUUUGAAGAGCCACAACCGGUGUGCGCACUUACCAACGUAUUGAAAACAAAUGCAAAUUACACGCACGCCCAUUGAGAGUUAAAAUUCAAAAUUGAUUAAACAAUUUUGUUGUAUAGCAAAACAAAACAAAAAACAUCACCGUUGUCCCUGGCAGCAGGCCAAGCGCAACAAGUAACGCCAUUUCAUAAUCCGAAACAUAGAAAUUAGAACCGGUCAAUAGCUACAAAAUUACAGUAAACAAAUUUUAGAAAAAUUAUCAAAAUGUUGCUACAUAAAAGUUUUGUUCACGCUUUUCAUACCACGCGCAAACUGUGCACUGCUGGAGCCGGAUUGGAGAAGAGCGCCUUAUCCGCGUUACGAAAAAAGACGGGAUAUACGUUUGCCAAUUGCAAAAAGGCGCUCGCAUUGCAUAACAACGAUGUCACACAGGCAGAGAAAUGGUUGCACGAGCAGGCGCAGUCUUUGGGCUGGUCAAAAGCCACCAAAUUGUCGGAUCGCGUCACCACACAGGGCCUAGUCGGCAUCCUUGUCAGCGGAAAUCGUGGCUCCAUGGUCGAACUUAACUGCGAAACGGAUUUUGUGGCACGCAAUGAUACGUUCAAACGUUUUGUGGAUCAUGUUUCACGCAUUGUUUUGCACUACACGGAUCUCACAGAGUUCGAUGGUGAUUUGUGGAAGCUCGGCUUUGACUCGGAGGCUCUGAAGAACUUGGAGACGCCGCAAGGCGGCUCACUGGCCGAUCAUCUGGCGCUGCUUAUUGGUGCGAUGGGUGAGAAUGCCAGCAUUAGGCGCGCUCUUUGCUUUAAGGUCAACAACGAUUUGAGACUGGCGGGCUAUGCUCAUCCGGCGCCAACGAAUGUCAGCACCACACAGAAUAUUACGCAGGUGGGCAAAUAUGGUGCCAUUGUUGCCUUUCGUUCGCAGCAUGAUGUCGACGAUCACGAAAUCCAGAAAGGCAUAUGCCAGCAAAUUGUGGGUAUGAAACCGCUUAAAGUGGGCGAAUACGGCAAGGAUGUACCGGCAGAGAAUAAGGAUGAUGAGACCUGCCUCAUACAUCAGGAAUAUCUACUGGAUGCGGACAAAACCGUUGGCGAGGUGCUCAAAGAGAAUGCCAUUGAGAUCGUCGACUACCAUCGCUUUGAAUGCGGUGAACGGACGCAGCGAGACAUCAAAGAGAUCAUUCGUGCCCAGCAACAGAACAGCAACUGAAAACAGAUGACCCGAUCCUGGAUCCGACGUAGUAUUCAAAUUUUGUUGUACUCUUGAAUAUGUAAAUUCUGGCUAGCAAAUACAAAGAUUAUGAAGGCAACAUACAUAUGAA